GUUCUCGACAGAAGAGGAUCUUCUUUUAAAGCACGAAAAAAAAUCGCUUCCGUAUACUUACAAAAAAUUUCUCAAGUGUAUAUUAAACUACAAAAAUUAAUAAAUUAGUGUAAAAGUGUAAUAUUCGAGACUUGAUAAACUGUGCAAUAUAAACUCAAAAAGUGACUCCAAAUUUGGAGUAGUGAUUCUAAAUUGUUAUAAAGUGAAGAUAGACAAUGAAUCUUUCAAGACAUUUCCUCAUUUUUCUGACUUUACGCUUCGUAAGUGUAACACUCAGCGAAAAGACCAGUGGCUUUUAUAUUGACAAUGGACAUGACCAGACUGCCCUGCAUGAAGUUUUAUCUCAAAAACAGAAAUUUGAACUGGAGGAAGAAAUGCUGAGCCUCCUGGAUAUUCCAGAAAAACCCCAACACGUAAGUCGAAAUUUAGAUCUAGUGAAGAGAUCAGCACCCAUGUUCCUGAUAGAUGUAUACAACUUCAGGGAUGAUGCUGAUGCUGAGGAUGAAGCUCUAGAAGUGUCAACAUUGAAUGACACGAAUCUAAGCGUUUUUGACAUAAGAGGUCAGAAUGUGCAAAAUAUAAAAGACAGUAACUUCAUCAUGUCUCUGGGUGCUCAGAGCAGUAAAUUCCCAGGUGUUGUGAAAACCGAAAAAGUGAAAAGACUAUGGUUCAACGUUUCACACGUUUCUAGUGAGGAUGAAAUUCUGAGAGCAGAACUGAGACUCUUUCGCAGCAUAGAAAAUGUUUCAGUCAGACGAAAUCAAGGACCAAUAACAAUUAUAGUUUAUCGAGUUGCAAGUGCGAGAAAUGAGGAUGGAGACCGCGAAUUUGUUUUUGUAGAUUCUAUCAACACGACAGAAAUUAAUGGAUGGGUAAUUUUGAACAUCACUGAAUCUCUUCAUCAUUGGGUUUAUAGUUCCGAACCAAAUAGAGGUCUUUAUUUAUCUGCGUUUUCUAAUGAUCGUCCAGAUCACGAAAUAAGACCAGAAAACGUUGGAAUCGUAGGAUUUGGAGAUGAUCCAGCAAAACAGCCCUUUAUGGUAGGAUACCUUAAACGAACUGAACUGAGGAGAAAAAGAAGAAUUGAGUUAUCUUACGCAGAUUCGUACAGUUUUUUUGAAGAUCUGAGAUUUCAAAGAAAACCAACGCCAUGCCAGAGGGAAAAUCUAUAUGUGAAUUUUGCAGAUUUAAACUGGCAGGAUAUUAUUAUCGCACCGAAGGGAUAUGAUGCAUAUUUUUGUUAUGGGGAGUGUAAUUUUCCUUUCCAAAAUGAAAUACGUGCCACAAAUCAUGCAGUCAUUCAGGGUUUAGUCAACCUGCGGAAUUCUUCGAUUCCGAAACCUUGUUGUGCCCCCAUUGAAAUGAAGAAAAUUAAGCUCAUUUACCAACUGGAUGAAGACUCGUAUGCUUAUAGAGAUAAAGACAAUAUGGUGGUUGGCAGCUGCGGAUGUCAAUAAAUACAAUUAGGGCGAAGAGAAAAAAAUCUUUUUUUGAGGUAUGUGGAAUGGUUUUGAUAUCCUACCAGGAUAACCCGUUUUAUGUGUACAGUUUUGAGAAAAUAAUAAUUUAUUGCACUCUAUAUUAACUAAUUAAUUUAAAAAAAUUUUUUACGGUUUUUAAUUUACAAUGCCUUUGUUUCGAAAUAUCUAAUUGUGUACUGACAAAUUUGCAUAUUAAAAAUUGAAAAGAAAACAAUCCGAAAAAUGGACAGUUAUCACACAACCACUUGCCAAAUGUAUCAUUUUUGAAUGUAUUUUAAUAUACCAAGUUAACUAUAUUAUUGAAAUGUUAUUUUACUAAAAAAACGUAUAUAGCUAGGCUUGCUUAGAUGCCUCAUAUUUUGUAAAUCAGUGCUAUUGAAACAAAAUAUUAGACAACAAAAUCUAACAAAAAGUUUUUGA
Belonocnema kinseyi is the source of this 1901-nucleotide messenger RNA. RefSeq names its product protein 60A-like. The transcript has a single exon. Gene Ontology annotation, molecular function: cytokine activity; growth factor activity. The coding region runs from base 216 to 1457 and encodes 413 amino acids. The record is from RefSeq and is a predicted model, not a curated record. NCBI's taxonomy places the organism in Eukaryota, Metazoa, Arthropoda, Insecta, Hymenoptera, Cynipidae. Gene Ontology annotation, cellular component: extracellular region. Gene Ontology annotation, biological process: SMAD protein signal transduction; BMP signaling pathway.